CAGCCCCUCGGCCCACUCCGCCCUUCGGGUCGUGGCGCCCGUCCCUCCCUUGCUCUCCCGUCGGCGCCCGGACAGGGGCUCGGGAGCCGAGCCUAGCCGGGGCAGGGGCGGGAGCCGCGGGACGAGCGCCUGAGGUGCCGUGGAGAAGCCAUGGAGCUGAGCAGCAAGAAGAAGUUGCACGCCCUGUCCCUGGCCGAGAAGAUCCAGGUGCUGGAGCUGCUGGAUGAGUCCAAGAUGUCCCAGUCGGAGGUGGCCCGGCGCUUCCAGGUCUCCCAGCCCCAGAUCUCACGCAUCUGCAAGAAUAAGGAGAAGCUGCUGGCGGACUGGUGCAGCGGCACGGCCAACCGGGAGCGCAAGCGCAAGCGGGAGUCCAAGUACAGCGGGAUUGACGAGGCCCUGCUCUGCUGGUACCACAUCGCCCGGGCCAAGGCCUGGGACGUGACGGGGCCCAUGCUGCUCCACAAAGCCAAGGAGCUGGCCGACAUCAUGGGCCAGGAUUUUGUCCCCAGCAUUGGCUGGCUGGUCCGCUGGAAACGCCGGAACAAUGUGGGCUUCGGGGCCCGGCACGUCCUGGCGCCUCCGUUCCCCCCCGAGCCACCUCCCCCGGGCCCCACGUCCCAGGCCCAGCCUCCUCUUUCUCUCAAAGACUUCUCCCCCGAGGACGUUUUCGGCUGCGCCGAAGUGCCUCUCCUGUACCGGGCAGUGCCCGGCAGAGGGGGCGCGCGCGACCGGGUGCAGGUGCUGCUGUGCGCCAACAGCAGAGGCACCGAGAAGCGGCGCGUGUGGGUCAGCGGGCUCCGGGCCGCGCCAACGUGCCUCUUCGGGGUCAGCGGUGCGGCUCUGCCGGCCUCCUACCACCCCGACCUGGGCGUCCCCUGGUCAGAGUGGCUGGCCCAGUUUGACAGGGACAUGGCGCGGCAAGGCCGACAGGUGACCCUGCUGCUGGCCGCCCGGGUGGCGGAGGGGUUGGCCGGCCGGCCCGGGCUCCGCCACGUGCGGCUCCUGCCUCUGGCCGCCGACGGCAGCACGCCUUCGCUGCCCGGCUCCGUGGUCCGGGCCUUCAGGACCCACUACCGGCACCGCCUGCUGGGCAAGCUGGCUGCCGUCCGGAGCAAGAGGGCCGGCGCCUCGCUGGCCGAGGCCGCGGCGGGCAUCACCGUGCUGGACGCGCUGCACAUGGCGGCGGCCGCCUGGGCCAAGGUGCCCCCCCAGCUCAUCGGGAGCAGCUUCGUCCAGGAAGGGCUGGCUCCCUGCAAGAUGUCCCCGUCCCCAGACCAAGCCUCCGAGAUGCCGCCGGUCCCCGGCGGGCUGAGCCUCGAGGAGUUUUCCCGCUUUGUGGACCUGGAGGGUGAGGAGCCCGCGUCUGGGGGGUGCAAGGAGGAGACGGGCACUGAGGACGAGGCGGGGGCCGGAGAGGACGGCCUCGGGCCCCUGCCCACCAAAGCCGACGCCCUCCGGGCACUGGGCACGCUGAGGAGGUGGCUGGAGUGCAACGGCACCUCCCCUGAGCUCUUUGAAAAAUUCUACGCCUGCGAGGAGGAGGUGGAGCGUCUCUGCGGCUCGUGAGGGGCCCCCCCUUGCUGCUGGCCGGGCCCCCCCUCUCCUGUUUCCCAUGGAAACGCCCUCGCUAGGAAGGCGGGCUGGAGGCUGGGCUCUUUCCCGCGGAAAUGGAGCUUCGGGAAAGGUGUGGAAGGGAGACAAGCGGGGAGACCGAGUCGAAGCCCCGAGAGAAGGUCGCCCCAGCCUCCAGAAGAGGGUUCUGAAGAUGGGGCGCGCCGGGCGGGGUGUGAGGCUAGCGUGUCGUUUCUCAACCUCCAGGGAGGCCGGGACCUGGGAAGGAAGAAUUGAGGCUUUACGGACAGGCCGAUCCCUUGAACUCUGUGUCGGAAACAGUUCUGCUUCUGGAAAUGAAGUUUUUUAAUCAGAA
Messenger RNA from Herpailurus yagouaroundi (jaguarundi), 1927 nucleotides. It is a transcript of the gene TIGD3, whose product is annotated as tigger transposable element derived 3. Gene Ontology annotation, molecular function: DNA binding. The record is from RefSeq and is a predicted model, not a curated record. Gene Ontology annotation, cellular component: nucleus. The transcript is spliced from 2 exons. Bases 151 to 1566 code for a protein of 471 amino acids. NCBI's taxonomy places the organism in Eukaryota, Metazoa, Chordata, Mammalia, Carnivora, Felidae.